GGAGACUGCCGGCUGUGCUGGCUUGGACGUGUCUCCCUCUCCUCUCUCUCCUCUUCUCUCUGUCUCUCUCCUUAUUCCCCCCGCCCCCAUUUUGCACAGAAGCCGCGAGGAUAAAUUCACUGCAGGCUCUGACCGCGUCCCUCUUCCCCCCGGCCAGCGCCGGCUCCUCGGGAAAGUUUAGAUUGCUGCUGAUUUGACCCUCUGGAAUCUGCAAAAGGAAACUCUGCCAGCCUCUGUGAAUAGCUGUGCAGUGUAACAGGAGUGGAGUUCCCGAGCAGAAUCGCUGAGAGAUAUGUGAAUGUGCGGGAGCAAAGCUGAGCACAGUGGUGUUUCUGCCUCAAACCUGGGCUGGUUCCCCAGGCACAGUCUGCGUGUGGGGUGAGUCCUUCGAGGCACCUGGAGAUGAUGUCAGUCGAAGGCUCUACGAUAACAAGUCGGAUCAAAAAUCUGCUUCGCUCCCCUUCCAUUAAGCUGAGGAGAAGCAAGCCUGGGAACAAGCGAGAAGAUAUAGGCAGCAGGGUGACUUUGGAGAAGGUGUUGGGCAUAACUGUGUCGGGAGGCAGAGGAUUAGCCUGCGACCCCAGAACUGGCCUUGUUGCUUAUCCAGCAGGAUGUGUUGUUGUGCUGUUCAACCCUAGAAAAAAUAAGCAACACCAUAUUCUAAACAGCUCCAGGAAAACAAUUACAGCUCUUGCUUUCUCUCCAGAUGGAAAAUAUUUGGUUACAGGAGAGAGCGGCCACAUGCCAGCGGUUCGGGUGUGGGACGUGGCCGAGCGAAGCCAGGUUGCAGAGCUCCAGGAGCACAAGUACGGCGUGGCCUGUGUGGCCUUCUCCCCCAGCUCCAAGUACAUCGUUUCUGUGGGCUACCAGCAUGACAUGAUUGUCAACGUGUGGUCAUGGAAGAAAAACAUCGUAGUGGCAGCCAACAAAGUCUCAAGUAAAGUGACAGCAGUGUCAUUCUCGGAGGACUGCAGUUACUUUGUCACUGCUGGAAACCGACAUAUCAAGUUCUGGUACCUGGAUGACAGCAAAACCUCCAAGGUCAAUGCCACAGUCCCCUUGCUGGGCCGCUCGGGAUUGCUUGGAGAACUGAGGAACAACUUCUUUGCAGAUGUGGCUUGUGGAAGGGGCAAAAAAGCUGACAGCACUUUCUGUAUCACAUCCUCAGGCCUGCUCUGUGAAUUCAAUGAGAAAAGGCUGCUAGACAAGUGGGUUGAGCUAAGGACCACGGUGGCAAACUGCAUCUCUGUGAAUCAUGACUACAUCUUCUGCGGCUGCGCUGACGGCACCGUGCGGAUUUUUAACCCUCUGAACCUUCACUUUGUCACUACUCUGCCGAAGCCACACUUCCUGGGAACUGACAUCGCAAGUGUGACUGAGGCCAGCCGUCUUUUCUCCGGUGUGGCUGAUGCGAAAUAUCCAGACACGAUUGCCUUGACCUUUGACCCCACCAACCAGUGGCUCUCCUGUGUAUACAAUGACCAUAGCCUGUAUGUGUGGGAUGUCAAAGAUCCGAAGAAAGUGGGCAAGGUGUACUCUGCUUUGUAUCACUCUUCCUGUGUGUGGAACAUUGAGAUGUAUCCAGAGGUGAAGGACAACAAUCAGCCCUGCCUCCCCCCUGGUUCUUUCAUCACCUGCUCUUCUGACAACACCAUUCGUCUGUGGAACACUGAAAGCUCCAACAUCCACGGCACAGCCCUGCACCGCAACAUCCUCAGCAAUGACUUGAUGAAAAUCAUCUAUGUAGAUGACAACACUCAGGUACUUCUGGACACUGAUUACAACUCGGCAGGAAGCGCAGACAAAGCUGAUGCACAAGUGCUGGAUACGAAGGUGGGGAUACGCACUGUCUGUGUGAGUCCCAGCGGGGAGCACCUGGCCUCAGGGGACAGGAUAGGCACUCUCAGAAUAUACGAGUUGCAGUCUCUGAAGGAAAUGCUGAAGGUGGAAGCCCAUGACUCUGAGAUCCUCUGUCUGGAAUACUCCAAACCUGACACAGGUUUAAAGCUCUUAGCCUCAGCCAGUCGGGAUAGAUUGAUUCAUGUCUUGGAUGCUGGGAAGGACUAUAGCCUGCAGCAAACCCUGGAUGAACAUUCUUCUUCCAUCACUGCAGUGAAGUUUGCAGCCAAUGAUGGGAAAGUGAGAAUGAUAAGCUGUGGGGCAGACAAGAGCAUCUAUUUCCGCACUGCGCAGAAGACAGGUGAAGGGGUCCAGUUUACCCGAACACAUCACAUUGUUAGGAAGACCACUCUUUAUGACAUGGAUGUGGACCCCAGCUGGAAAUAUGCAGCUAUUGGAUGCCAGGAUCGUAACAUCAGGGUUUUCAACAUAAGCAGUGGCAAGCAGAAGAAGCUUUACAAGGGAUCCCAAGGUGAAGAUGGCACCCUUAUCAAAGUGCAAACAGAUCCUUCUGGUCUUUAUAUUGCAACCAGUUGUUCUGACAAGAACCUCUCCAUCUUUGAUUUCUAUUCUGGCGAGUGUGUUGCAACCAUGUAUGGACACUCAGAGAUUGUAACUGGGAUGAAAUUCAGUAAUGACUGCAAACAUCUGAUCUCUGUUUCUGGUGACAGCUGCAUUUUCAUCUGGCGUCUGAGCUCAGAGAUGACCAUCAACAUGCGGCAGCGGCUGUCGGACAUGAGGCAGAGAGGGAAGCAGGCGGAGAAGUCUCCUCCUCACAAGGCAGCUGGACUCAUCAGGCAUGAGUCCAUCUCUGCCCUCUCCUCUGUGCCUGCACUCUCAUCAGACAGCGACAAGGAUGGUGAAGAUGAAGGGAAUGAUGAAGAUGAGUUACGAGGGCUGCAAUCUUUCCAUGUUCAGUCCAACUGCAACACUGAGAGAGACUCAGAUCCAGACCUUACCCUCUCAAGAAGCCUUUCCCAGUGGGAAAUGAGGAGGGCCAAAGAGAUAGCGGCAAUCCAGCGCUCAGAGGCACCAAUGAGCAAGAUGCCGCGGCAACGGAGUCGCUGGUCCCAGCCAGCCAGCAGCAUAGAGAUGACUGUGAAAUCCAUGCUCGACCUGCGUCAGCUCGAGUCCUUCUCUGUUUCCCGUUCUCCCAGUCGAGACUCGCUGUCCCAAAACAGCAACGGGGAUGACAGGGAAGAGCACACUGACCUUCCUGUGCACGUCAACAAAGUUGGCAGCUCAAUACCUCCCCAAGAUAACGGGUCUUGUGUGCGACCCCAAGUGAUUCGGCUUGUGUCUUGCGAAGAGGGGAUUUUCUCUCAGGAACUGGAACCUUCUGAGAGUGAGGAAUGUGUAAUCUACCCUGAGCAAGAUGAAAUCCAUCCCACGGACUCUAGCAGUGAGUUCCAGGUAAAAGCAUUGCCCCAUGGGAAGCUCUGUAGAGGUUAUCACAGUAAUGGAUGCCCAGACAAACACAGUCCAGACAGUGCUUGCUCUGUAGAUUACAGCAGCAGCCGUCUGUCCAGCCCAGACCAGCCGAAUGAAGAUUCUGAAGGCACUGAGCCUCUAAGCGUAGAUGGUGUCUCAGACCUGGAGGGAGAAGAAGGAGAGGAGGAUACGGGUACUAGCAUGACUGAAGGAGAAAUUCCUCAGAUACCUGAUCAGGAAAAGUUCCUCAAGGAGCAUUUUGGGACCCUGAGCAACACUGAUGGAAAAGGUGGCUCAUGUAGGAAUCUGGAAAGGACCGAAAACCUCAGCAUUUCCUCUCGCUUUCUUUCCCGGUCCCCAGCACUCAGACGAUUGUCACUCUCUUCCUCAAAUCUGACACUGGAUUCAAAGCCCAUCGAGCCACCAACCCAGACCAGUCAGUUUACACCAAACCUGUUGAAAAAUGACAGCAGUCAUCCUGGUGAUGCGUUGGAGAACAGCCAUCUCCUAGAGAAUGUAAAUUCCAAUCGAGCUAUUUAUGUGCAGAAAAAGCGCAGAUCAGCUUUGGAGAGCAGCAGAGCUGGUAUGGCUCCUGGACGGGUUAUUGCCUCCUUUCCAGAAGGGCCUGUCAAUGCAGUCAUGAGAAAGGCACAGUCAGUGCAUGACCUCGUGCAUGAGGAUAAGGGUCCAGGAGUGAUAUCUUCUGCCAAGCAGCGUCCUCAGACUCUUUUGGUGGUUGAGAAGGAUCUCAGACCUAACAGUUGCAGGGUGUUGUCAGCCAGUAUGUUGAAGAUGGAUGGAUCUGGUGCUCUGCUGGCCAAAGAUGUCAGGGCUGCAAAACCAAAGUCCUACAUGAACCCCACAACCAGCUUCCGGGCUAAGAUGUCAAGGAGCAUAUCUGUAGGGGAAAAUCUGUACCUUGGUUGCUCCACUGAAAUGCUGACUGAUGGGAGGAGUAGUCCUCCAGUGACAGAGAAGACACAAUUCAGUUCCACAUCAGAUGCUGAGAAGAUUAAGCUGCCAGUGAAAGAAAAUGUUCCAGUGAAACCUGCACUCCAGCCAGUUGUAAACUGCUCAUCUCCCAAGUCCUUCCACAGCAAGUUGGCAUCAUCAAACCGAGCACACCUGAUUCUUGACAUUCCCAAGCCAUUACCUGAUAGACCCACACUGGCCUCCUUCUCACCCACUACCAAAACAAAAACCCUGCUUGAGCCACAGUCUCCACAGUCACCUGCUGGGGGCUCUAAAAAGAAACCCUCUUUUCCUGAGGUCCGAGCCUCCAAGAGGGAGAAUCAAACUGCUGGGUCUCUGGUUCCUGGUAGAGAGAUCCCAACAGGGCUUGCUAAGGAGAGCCCAGUGGAUUAUCCAGUCUCAAGGACAGAUUGCCAGGAUGAGCCGGGGGUCACUAGUCUAAAACUGAGGGAGGUGUCAGAGGGCCAGCAGCCAAGGUCUCCUGAGAGCACACUGCCCAGGGGCAGGGAGCGGAUCACCGGCAUCGCCUGUGUGCUAGACAGCCAACCUGGACUUUGCCCACUAGACCCCAUCAGGCCGAGGUCUCCUACAUCUGUAACUGCCUCGGCACAGGUCUCAGAAUCGGGCAUCAGCAUGGAGCAGUGUGAGCACGUGGUGUCAGAGCUCCAGGACAGCAUGCGCAGAGCCCUUCGCCUUUACCGCAGGGUGUUAAACGAUACGGAAUCUUCUACAGACAAAGAUAAAAUAGCAGGCCUCCUGACAGAAACGUUCUCCUCAAUGAAGAAAGAACUGGACUCUCUGAAGGAUGCAGAAGAGCUUCCAAAAGAUAAGGAGGCGCUGCUGAAGCCACAAGAUAACCCUAGCCCACUGAACGAGGGGUGUGGUGCCAAUCUACCGAGUCCUAAGAGUUUGGGAGAUGAGCAGACACUAGCUUUGUUGGAACAGUACUCGGAGCUAUUGCUGCAAGCUGUGGAACGACGCAUGGACAAAAAACUCUAAGAGGGAUGGCUUUCAGGUGUUUGUGAAUACACAGAAAUAAUUGCAAGAAGAGGACCACAGAAAGAGCUUCAGACCAAUGCUAUCAUCAGCUGGUCUAGGGCUGGUGGGGAUUCCUUUAUAAAUUGAUUUCCUCAGGCUCUAACAACUGACUUGUUCCAAUUCUUAGCAGUGUGCUGGCCACAGUUUUAGUAUUUGUUUCCUAACAGUCUUCAACUUCCUGUCUCUAAACAAAGUCUUGAAAGUGGAGUUUGGAGAAAUUGCCUUGAAAUUUCUUCAUAGCCAGGAGGUCAGGAUGUUUGACACCUAAAAAUACAAAGAAAAUCCAGUUUAUACAAGAAAUUCUGAACUGCUGACUAAAAGCAAAGGAGUCCAUGUGAAGCCAAACCCUUCCUCUCCAAGACUUCAUGAGAAUCAAGUAUCAGACUUUUAAUGGGUUUAUUUAUUAAUUUAUUUCUCUUGACUGUUGCUUUAUGCCACAUUUGUGGCUGUUAUAUUUGUCCUUUAAAAAAACCUAUCAAUCCCUUUGCCAUAUCCCAGCGAGAAACAAUCUCUGUAUUAUAAAUCCCCAACAGGGAGACAGGCUGGAGUGUCUGUGCAAUUAAUGAACUGUUCUCUGCUUAGAUCUUGUCUUGCUGUUCCUGCUUUUCCUGCCUUAGUUUUGUUCCCUGCAGUAAUCCUGCUGUUGUUAUGACAACCCUGUCUGCUUUGCUAUUGUGUCAAGACAGUCCCCACGCUAUUUUAUCUGCAUUCACCUCCAGGGAAGGCUCUGUGUCCCUUGGGCCAUGCUUUGGAGAUUACUUUAUGAAUUCAUUAGUGGUAUUUUUAAUCUGAAAUUUGAAUACUUCAGACUGGGUUUUCUGCAGACAUAUUAAAAAUUAAAUUUAGAUACAAUACAAAAGUUUGUUUCAGCCACCUUUCAUGAUUAGGAAUUGGAUACUGACUUUGAUGUUGUUAUGAUUUAUUUGUGGAGAAGUGACAUGGAAAAGCUGGUUUCCAUCUCUUACAGCAUAACUCUGGAUUUGAGAGAUCUUCAGUGCCAUGGCUCAUCUGUGUCAUUUGUUCAUUUCACUGUGACAGGAAAAUGUUUUCUCCUUGCCUUUUUUUGAAAACAGAAUAUUUACAUCCCAAGAAAGCUGGAAUUCUCUUACCUUUUGUAAAGCUAUUUCAAAUCCUCUCAGAAAAUUAUUUCCUUAGAACUUCAAAUGAGAUAUUUGGGGGUGUGAUUACCACAAUUUCCCCUGCCUCUAGGCUCUUUGCUUUUCAUGAAUUUCUGGUCUGAGAAACAGAAUCUUCUCUUCUUGCAUUUGUAUGUGCAAUAUUCUUCUUGCCCUGUGGAGCUUCUCUAAACCCAUGCUAACUUGUGUCUGUUGUGGCUUAAGAUUGUCCAGUGAUAUUUUUUAGGUCAAUGAUAUAAGCUAAGAAAAAAAAUUUAAACCAAUGAAAUUCUUCAGCACCUUCCCCCUUACUCCCACUCCUUUCAUCAGCAGGGGCAAAUACACAAAAUAUUUAUUUCUGCCAUCUCCAGUCUGUCUUGCAUUUAUUUUAAGGCAGAGCAGUGUAAUGCCAGUUCAUAAAACCAGUGCAAGCAACAAGAACUUGGUGGGAGCGAGACUGCUAGCAUCUGUGCAAGUCAGUCAGAGGCAGCCAGACUGCAUCACUUGGUUACAGAGGCUACAGGAUGGAAGCAGUUUUCUUUCAUUUUACUGUCCUGGCUGCUGUCUCUGAAACCCUGUGGCACUUGGAAAUGUGGUCUGUUGACUUCUCUGUCUUUCUGUGACUGCAGAUCUGCAGUGCAGCCUUUUUUCUGCUGGUCUGGCCAGACUGGCAUAGGACAACCUAUUUCUCCUGAGUAACUCUAGGGCUGAAUAAUCUGCAGUUCUGUCAUUCCCCUUCAGGUUUGCUGCCUGAUCACUGCCAAGUGCUUCAGGACAUGGCAGUAUGGGGAACACUUGGAGAGCUUUGCAGCUGCUUCUGCUUGUAAUUGAAAUCUGCCUAAUCAUGUUUUGGGUGUCCUUGCUAACUUUUCCUUCCAUGGGUUUGUACUGAAAUUUUAAAGGGGUUAUUUUCUAGCGUUGUCUCUGCACUGUAUUGUGCUGAAUCAGCUGGUGUGCUCAGUUCCAUGGGCAACUUCUCUUGCACAGACAGGUUUUGCAAAGGAAGGCAAGUUGGAAACCAGAGAGGAAAUUUCUGGCGGUUUCUCUGAGUGGAAAGGUGAGCUGGAGAUGCUGCAAGUGGAAUGUGAUAACAGUCGUGCUGGGUCUGUGAUGGGAGUUAGUGUGAGUCAAGCUUGCUUCUGAGGUGACCAGUUCCUCCACUUUCAGACUGUGAACAUAUGUCCUAGUAUACAGGAAAUGUCUUGCUCUACUGGGGCCACAAGACACUCAGGAAAAAUAACAGUUCCUUGAACCCAGGUAUAUUUUGGUACUGUGAUAAUGGUUUAGGGUUCUUUAUAUUACUUCCUUGUGCAAUUUUAUACCAUUUUAUUAUUUAAACAUUGGGUAGUGACAAAAAGGUCAGAGAUGAUACAGAAGAGCCAGUGGCGAGAAUGAAAUUACCAUGAAGGUAAAGGGCAACAACCAGCAAAGCUGGCAUAGAGGUAUGAAACAAAGCUCCUUGCAAAUAAGUUGUGUGAAGCAAAUCUGAUUUUUAAGAUGAUCAGAGAGGGUUUUGUUUCUUGGAAUGGAUUUUACUUGGAUCAUGGCUGUAUACAGGAAACCAGAGGUAAAAUCUGAUCAGAAUGAUGGCGAGAAAAGUGUUGGGCAAGUAGAUCAGUUGGAGAAUGGUUGUGUAGUUUAAAAUAAAUUUAGAAUAGUAUACGUAGGAGACUCAGGAAAACAGAGUAGAAGUAGAGAUGGUCUUGGUCUGAAGAACACCAUUUAGCCAAUACCUGUGAAUGGUACAAUACCAAAAGGCUUCGGGAAAGUAGAUAUAGGACUUGAAGAUGGUGAUCUGUAAUUGAAGGAUGAAUUGGAAGGAGUUUGUUUUUAAAUAUGUUCUAUUGAGCCUCUUGCUUCUUCUCUUGCUGCUCUCUAAGCAACUACUUUUUUUCUUGAAUGACAAAGUCAUGAGCUGCUUGUUCAAGGCUUUGAUAUUUUGAAUUGAUUAGAAGCCCAGUGAAGGAGACACUGGUGCCACAAGUUUGUUGCUGAGAGGGGUGAGGAGAUAGUGUUGCUCUUUCUAAGUUAAGACGUAUCCAGCUAAUUCUUCCCUCCUAAGUUCCUAUUGCUGGCAGUAGGAAAUAUUACUAAAACCUCUAGUUUACAGAACAAAAAGAGCAUAAAUGCAUUGCAUUUGCACCUUGUGAACAUGUUUCACUGCAGGCUGUCCAUUGGGCCAGGUAGAGAAAUAAUGAAUGGUAACUGCCUGGGAAGUGAAGAGGCUUGUCAGAGGAGGUAAUAAAUUCGAGUCUAUCCCUCUUAUUGGUUUGCAAUCCCUUUUACUGGUUUGUGUGGGUGUUAGCAUAGGCACCUGCACAGCAAGAUAACAAAGCCUGAAAAAAUAGUUUGAACCUACCUAUCCUCUUUGCGUAUAUUUUCAACUCAACAUUCCUGGUCAAAAUGGGAAGUUUUCGGUUUCUUUUCCAUCUUGCAAAUCAUACUGCUUUGCCUGUGGAACCCCUCAGUUUGUUUAAGGGCUCCCUUGAGCUGGGACAGUAGGAAGGGCUGCAACCUGAAAGGGCAGCAAACUGUUGUAUUUCCUGCUGCAGACAGGUAACCCCUUCCUCCUCCCCAUCCCUCAGCGCCACGCAGGAGCUGUGUGUAUGGGAGUUCACCUUUCUCCCACCUCCUCUCUCAGGCUGUCCUCUCCUUUCCACGCGACCUCCCAGGUGACGACUGGGGCAUGGCCUUACAGCAGCCCCCUCCCCAGCCUCCCCGUUUUGCAAACUUCAUCAGGACUCAGAGGAAUUGGGACGUUUCUUUCUGGGAGUAGAAACAUACCAACUUAAUUUUUUAAAAAGAACGAAUAUGUAUAUAAUUAUAUAUAAGAAAAAAACCACGAAGUGCAGGUAUUUAAACACCCUUGGUAAAUUCGUGCAUGUAUACAGUGUCUUCCCCCCAGCCCGCUGGAUGUGUAGCAUCCAGGACACUAAAUGACAAAAACCUCAUUGCAAUGAUAGACAGGUCUUCUGGCAGUCCCCCGAGAGAGCAGGUGGUUCCUUCUCUGGGUAAGCCCGGCGUGUGCCGUGUUUCGGAUGGUGACACGGGGCGGCCGCGGCCGUGUUCGUGUCACCUUCGUGUCACCGGGGACACGCGCGGGGCCGCCGCGUUCGGAACAAGCCAUGUCCGCCCGCGCUCGCCCUGUUCCCCCCCUCCUGCACUGCCCUUUUCCUUCGCUCCUUUAAAACACAAACAAAAACCCCUUCCUGUUUUAUUUAUAAAUGCGUGUUUUUAUACUUUUGGCUUUAGGUAAAACAAAAUAAUACAUUGUCUUGGGUUUUUUUAAUUAUUAUUUGGGAAAAUAAUUAAAAAAUCCGUUUCUUGGGUUUUGUGGGGGGGUUUUGUUGUUUGUUUGGUUUGGUUUUUUUUUUUCUUUUUUGGUCGCUUUUUUUUUUUUUUUUUUUUUUUUUUUUUUUUUUUUUGCACUGUGAGGCUCCCCUGGGAGCUGUUUUUAACUCUGUAUCCAUUUGUACUUCGUGUCUUAAACAGUUUCAAUAAAAACGUGACCAUUUGUUACCGAGCUGCGCGCCUCACUCGGGAACUGCGCCCGCGGUUCGU
Messenger RNA from Prinia subflava (tawny-flanked prinia), 10016 nucleotides. It is a transcript of the gene MAPKBP1, whose product is annotated as mitogen-activated protein kinase binding protein 1. Gene Ontology annotation, molecular function: protein binding. Lineage: Eukaryota; Metazoa; Chordata; Aves; Passeriformes; Cisticolidae. Bases 403 to 5301 code for a protein of 1632 amino acids. Gene Ontology annotation, biological process: positive regulation of JNK cascade; negative regulation of canonical NF-kappaB signal transduction. Gene Ontology annotation, cellular component: cytoplasm. The record is from RefSeq and is a predicted model, not a curated record. The transcript has 31 exons.